Messenger RNA from Gamsiella multidivaricata, 2059 nucleotides. RefSeq names its product CLN3 protein-domain-containing protein. The transcript has 10 exons. Lineage: Eukaryota; Fungi; Mortierellomycota; Mortierellomycetes; Mortierellales; Mortierellaceae. The coding region runs from base 151 to 1962 and encodes 603 amino acids. Gene Ontology annotation, cellular component: vacuole; membrane. The record is from RefSeq and is a predicted model, not a curated record. Gene Ontology annotation, biological process: regulation of intracellular pH.
GUUGUGAUCGCAUGCAACCAUUGCUCUUUGUUCCAUCAGAUCCACCUCUUCACCCCAUCCAUUCCUCCCCUCCUUCCUUCUCUCAUUAGCUUCAUUCGGAUCACAUAUACCCUUGGCCAUUUCUUUAUUUCCUAUUGCACCUCCCCACCUAUGUCGGCUCUGCUUAGCUGGUUCAAACGUCGGCAGUCGGAUGCUAAUACGGUCAACAACCCUACCCUUCGAACCGACCGUUACGAAUAUCUCUCAGAAUCCGAUCAGAAUGACCUGCCGUACUCUCGGAAAAGUAACUCGCAUUUACUCGAAGGACGCAUCGAUCGAGACUGGGUAGCCUUUUUUAUCUUUGGAUGCAUAAACAAUCUCAUCUAUGUUGUGAUUCUUUCUGCGGCUGUAGAUCUCGUCGGCGCCGAAAUCCCAAAGGGUCUGGUGCUAUUGGCGGAUAUCACUCCAUCGCUGCUCAUCAAGAUGACAGCGCCUUAUUUUAUCCACAGAGUCCCGUAUCCCGUUCGAGUCAUAUUUUGCGCCUCGCUCUCGUUCAGUGCAGUUAUUUUGAUUGCAUUGGCUGAAACAAUCUCGGUGCGACUCGUGGGCGUGAUGAUGGCCUCAUUGAGUUCAGGACUUGGAGAACUAACCUUCCUGAUGCUGAGCUCCUUCUAUCCCCUGCGGAUGGUCUCGGCUUGGUCCAGCGGAACAGGAGGAGCAGGAUUACUGGGCGCAUUAUUAUUUCUGGCGCUGACUUCUUGGUUUGGGCUGUCCAUCCCUCGAACUCUGGGCGUUGUCGCUUUAUUCCCGGUUAUGAUGAUGAUAUCUUAUUUCAUCAUCCUAACGGAUCCAUCAACGCAGAGUUCUCGACACCAUGCUGCAGGAUAUCGACCCGUUUCGUCCUCGAGUCAGAUUUAUAGUAGCAAUCAGGAUCUGGAGGAGGAGCAACUCGCCUCACCCAUAGGCGUACAUCGUCGACAUCAUUCAGAGUCACUUCCCUCGGCUGUGUCUACGAGCAAGGGCCAUGGCCAAUUACAGGAAGGAAGCACUAGAGCCGAUAGCCCGAUGCUUCUUCGAUCGGCUUCAGCAUUGUCGCCUUCGCUUCCGUCGUUACAAGACAGUUCAGCGAUCUCUGUGACGAUGGAACCACCGAUUAAUCAAACGCCACCAACAACGACAGCACUGGCACCGGCGGCGUUGCCGCUGGCGCCUUGGGAUACUGUGCACUGGGGACCGUCACCACAGUCUCAGGCGGAGCCGACGUCGAUCAAUACGCUUCUUGCGGCGACGGAUCCAGAUGACCCGAGUUUUGUGCCUCCGUUCACAGAGGCAGAGGUUUCGGAUGCGACAUCAAAUAUAAGACGAGUUUACAAGUCUCAGCCGAACGAUGCGAUGACCUUGGAGGAGAAAUUGGCCAUGGCCAAGUCGUUAUUGAUGCCAUAUAUGGUGCCGUUAUUUCUAGUCUAUGUCGCUGAAUAUACCAUGAACCAGGGUGUAUUACCGGUUAUAUUAUUCCCGCUGGAGAAAACGCCCUUUACCCAUCUACGCGAUCACUACGUAACCUAUUCUGCAAUAUACCAGUUAGGAGUAUUUAUCAGUAGAUCUUCCGCCUCUCUGGUCUCGAUUCCCCGUCUUUGGAUUCCCUCGGCCCUGCAGCUCGUAACCCUCCUCGUGGCCACGGCCCAGGCCAUCUUCACCACUGCGACCACCCCCGCGCCCAUCCCAAGCAUCUACUUGAUUUUUAUCCUGAUCCUUUGGGAAGGUCUAUUGGGCGGAGCGACCUAUGUUCAUACUUAUAUUGAGAUUUCUAAGUAUCUUGAACAUGAUCCUAAGGGGAAGGAAUUCGCGUUGGGCGUUGUGGGAGUCGCGGAUGGGCUGGGCAUCAUGAUUGCCGGGCUGGCGAGUCUGUGGAUCGAGCCCGCGUUGUGUCGUUUCCAGGUCGUGGAGAGGGGAAUUGAGCUUUGUUUGGCUAUGGCAGAUUAGAACCUGGAUCUUGGCCUUGAUCCUGACAACCUGGUCCUUUAUCCUAUAUCGAAAAUAUACACGUUCUCUCUCUCUCUCUCUCUCUCUCUCUCUCUCU